Tribolium castaneum (red flour beetle) is the source of this 3298-nucleotide messenger RNA. RefSeq lists its product as uncharacterized. Gene Ontology annotation, molecular function: GTP binding; U5 snRNA binding; GTPase activity. The transcript is spliced from 7 exons. The coding region runs from base 348 to 3260 and encodes 970 amino acids. Gene Ontology annotation, cellular component: U2-type catalytic step 2 spliceosome; cytosol; U4/U6 x U5 tri-snRNP complex. Gene Ontology annotation, biological process: mRNA splicing, via spliceosome. The record is from RefSeq and is a predicted model, not a curated record. Lineage: Eukaryota; Metazoa; Arthropoda; Insecta; Coleoptera; Tenebrionidae.
AAUUAAUUGAUGUGAUACUGUUAUCAAUUAAACCAAACGUCGCGACUAACAAUUUGGUUGUGAUUGUUUCAAUUAAUUAAUAAAAUUGGCUUGAAUUAUGUAGUGAGUCCAGGGAGUUUAUUUUUUGUGGCCGCAUGGUUGGUAACUCCCGGCAACAACAACCUAACCUGUGACUCGUUUGUUAACGUUUUGCAACGUUUUUUCACAAAAAUCGUGCAAAAAGUGGCAAAUUUGUCCCAAAAACCACUCGAAUCAUCGUUUUUUGUGCUCCGGUCGUGUGGAUUUUACCGUUUUUGCUGUUUUUUGGGGUUAUGUCGAGUCGUGUUUAGGGCCCCAAAAGCCAGAACAUGGACGCGGAUUUGUACGACGAGUUCGGUAAUUACAUCGGGCCUGAGCUGGACAGCGAUGACGACGAGGACGAGGAGCCCGAGCCCCAGGAAGACGAGGAGCAGCAAGACUACGAUGACGAGCAAAUGGACGAGAGUGAGCCCCAACCCAUGGCCAUUGUCUUGCACGAGGACAAGCAAUACUACCCGUCUGCUUUACAAGUCUAUGGGCCUGAUGUGGAGACUAUUGUGCAAGAGGAGGACGCGCAGCCCCUUGACGUGCCUUUGAUCGAACCGGUGAAGAAAAAGAAGUUUCAGUUGAAGGAGCAGGAUUUGCCCGAUACGACGUACAAUAUGGAGUUUUUGGCCGAUAUGAUGGACAAUACGUCGCUGAUACGUAACGUGGCCUUGAUUGGGCACUUACAUCAUGGUAAAACCACGUUUGUUGAUUGUUUGAUUCGGCAAACGCAUCCAGGGUAUCAGGACUAUGAAGAGAAAAAUUUGAGAUAUACCGACACUUUGUUCACGGAGCAGGAAAGGGGCUGCUCGAUCAAGUCGAUCCCAAUUACGCUACUUUUGCAGGACGUUAAGAACAAGAGUUACCUAAUGAACAUUUUUGACACUCCUGGUCAUGUGAAUUUUUCCGACGAAGUGACCGCAGCGAUGCGACUUUGCGACGGCGUUGUGUUAUUCAUAGACGCCGCCGAAGGCGUAAUGUUAAACACCGAACGUUUACUAAAACAUGCCGUUCAAGAACAAAUGCAAAUCACAAUUUGUAUCAACAAAAUUGAUCGCUUGAUCCUUGAAUUAAAGUUACCCCCACAGGACGCCUACUACAAGUUGAGACACAUCGUGGAAGAAAUAAACGGAUUAUUGACGCUUUACUCCGACGAUGCUAACCCCCAUAUUGUCUCCCCAGUGCUGGGAAACGUGUGCUUUGCCAGCUCGCAAUAUGGGGUUUGCUUCACUUUGAAAUCGUUCGCAAAUUUGUAUAACUUGUGCUACGGCGAAGUGAACGUCGAGGAGUUCUCGAAACGGCUCUGGGGCGACAUUUACUUCAAUAGCAAAACGCGCAAAUUUACGAAGAAGGCGCCUCACAAUUCGGCCCAGCGCAGCUUCGUCGAGUUCAUCCUGGAGCCCCUUUACAAAGUCUUCGCCCAAGUGGUGGGCGACGUGGACACCACCCUACUAGAUGUUUUAGACGAGCUAGGAAUCAAACUCACCAAAAACGAGAUGAAGCUCAAUAUUCGCCCCCUUUUGCGUCUCGUGUGCAACAAAUUCCUGGGGGAUUUUAACGGUUUUGUUAACAUGUGUGUCGAACAUAUCAACUCGCCGUUAGAUAACGCUAAAAGAAAAAUCGACCAUAUUUACACGGGGCCGAAUACGAGUAAAAUUUACGACGAUAUGGUCAAUUGUGACCAAGAUGGGUUGUUGAUGGUACAUAGUUCGAAGAUGUACCCAACUGAUGAAUGCACCUCGUUUCAAGUCUUGGGACGGGUUAUGAGUGGGACGCUUCAUGCGGGGACUGAUGUGAGGAUUUUGGGCGAGAAUUACACGCUGCAGGAUGAGGAGGAUUCGAGGGUUUUGACCAUCGGGAGGCUGUGGAUUUAUGAGUCCAGAUACAAAAUCGAGCUAAACCGCGUCCCUGCCGGCAAUUGGGUCCUAAUCGAGGGCAUCGACCAAUCAAUCGUUAAAACAGCCACAAUCACAGACCUCACAAUCUACGAGGACUUGUACAUUUUCCGCCCCCUUAAAUUCAACACCCAAAGCAUCAUUAAAAUCGCCGUGGAGCCCGUCAACCCUUCGGAACUCCCGAAAAUGCUCGACGGGCUCCGAAAGGUCAACAAAUCCUACCCCUUGCUGACCACAAGGGUGGAGGAGUCAGGCGAGCACGUGGUGCUCGGCACCGGGGAGUUGUACCUCGACUGCGUCAUGCACGACUUGAGGAAAAUGUACUCGGAAAUCGACAUUAAAGUCGCCGACCCCGUUGUCGCCUUUUGCGAAACGGUGGUCGAAACUUCCAGUUUAAAAUGCUUCGCUGAAACGCCAAACAAGAAAAACAAACUGACAAUGAUCGCAGAGCCUUUGGAAAAGGGCCUCGCCGAAGACAUCGAAAACGAAAACGUGCAAAUCGCUUGGAAUAAGAAAAAACUGGGCGAGUUUUUCCAAACUAAAUACGACUGGGAUUUGCUCGCAGCUCGCAGCAUUUGGGCGUUCGGCCCCGACAACACGGGCCCCAACAUCCUAGUCGACGACACGCUCCCGUCGGAAGUCGACAAGGGGCUGCUCAGCUCGGUCAAAGACUCGAUCGUGCAGGGCUUCCAGUGGGGCACCCGCGAGGGGCCGUUGUGUGAGGAACCAAUCCGCAACACUAAGUUCAAAAUCCUGGACGCGGUGAUCGCCAAUGAGCCCCUCCAUCGGGGCGGAGGCCAGAUCAUCCCGACGGCGCGCCGUGUCGUCUACUCGGCCUUCCUGAUGGCUACGCCCCGCCUCAUGGAGCCCUACUUGUUCGUGGAGGUGCAAGCCCCCGCCGAUUGCGUCUCAGCCGUGUACACGGUCCUGGCCAAACGGCGAGGGCACGUCACGCAAGACGCCCCCGUGCCGGGGUCCCCACUUUACACAAUCAAGGCGUUUAUACCGGCGAUUGAUAGUUUCGGGUUUGAGACCGACUUGAGGACGCAUACGCAAGGACAAGCGUUUUGUUUGUCGGUGUUCCACCAUUGGCAGAUCGUGCCGGGGGACCCCCUUGAUAAGAGCAUAGUGAUAAGGCCCUUGGAGCCCCAACCGGCCACGCAUCUGGCACGCGAGUUCAUGAUCAAGACAAGGAGGCGCAAGGGGCUCAGUCAGGAUGUCUCGAUUAAUAAGUUUUUCGACGAUCCGAUGUUGCUGGAGCUGGCGCGGCAAGACGUCAUGCUUAAUUAUCCACUUUUGUAAGAAUUUGGUGUAAUAAUAAUAAAAAAUGCGAAUUUUGA